CUUCAAGGGGGCGGAAGCGGAAGCGGCGGAUCAGUCAGGCUCGCGGCCUUCGCAGGGAAAGGAGGGUGCAGCAGACGCAGUCCCGGCCGUUAGCGAGUCCGCCCGCCCGCCCGUAGCCGCCAGCAUGCCGAGGGGUAGCAGGAGCCGCACGUCCCGCAUGGCGCCCCCGGCCAGUCGUGCACCGCAAAUGAGAGCUGCACCCCCGCCCCCUGCAGCUCGUGCUGCAGUACCAGCACCUGCCCCUGCAUCUGCAGUGGCGUCUCCUGCUGCUGCACCAAGGCAGCCUGGUCUGAUGGCACAGAUGGCUACAACAGCUGCAGGAGUAGCAGUAGGCUCAGCUGUAGGACACACACUGGGUCAUGCCAUGACAGGAGGAUUUGGUGGAGGAAGCAGCUCUGAAGCUGCAAGGCCUGACAUUACUUACCAGGAGCCUCAAGCAGCCCAGCCUGCAUACCAGCAGCAGUCCCAGUACCCCCCCUGCCAGUAUGAAAUGAAGCAGUUUUUGGAGUGUGCACAGAACCAGAGUGACCUCAAACUGUGUGAGGGCUUCAGCGAGGUGUUGAAGCAAUGCAGGUUUGCUAAUGGUUUAUCCUAAUCAAAUUCUACAGAAUGAAGAAGCUGAAAAUGAGCAUUCAAAGAUCUGAAAUUGAAAGAUGCUUCAGUAGUAAACUUCUAAAGCUAUCUGUGACAUCUUGUUAGUUCAUAUAUUCACAACUGAAUGCCCAAACCUUGACAAAACGUAAAGGGUCCAUUAGAUUUUUCUGCCACAUUGAUAAACAUGCUGGAUUGUAACAGGAUAGUUCUAAAUGAGAGAGCAGGGGAGGGAGAUGUAGAAGAUUCUGAAGAUGGGCAAAAUAUUUCAAGGGGCCUAAUCAAACUAGUUGUUCUGCUGAUUACAUUGCUGUUGAUGUGCAAAUGUGAGACUAAGACUAAAUAAAAUUCUCAAUGUUUGAA
Molecule: messenger RNA, 954 nt
Organism: Emys orbicularis (European pond turtle)
Lineage: Eukaryota; Metazoa; Chordata; Testudines; Emydidae
Gene: CHCHD2
Product: coiled-coil-helix-coiled-coil-helix domain containing 2
Exons: 4
Coding region: 125-595 (156 amino acids)
Biological process (GO): positive regulation of transcription by RNA polymerase II; mitochondrion organization
Cellular component (GO): nucleus; mitochondrion
Molecular function (GO): sequence-specific DNA binding
Source: RefSeq, a predicted model, not a curated record